Lagopus muta (rock ptarmigan) is the source of this 9190-nucleotide messenger RNA. It is a transcript of the gene NCOA3, whose product is annotated as nuclear receptor coactivator 3. Lineage: Eukaryota; Metazoa; Chordata; Aves; Galliformes; Phasianidae. Gene Ontology annotation, biological process: cellular response to hormone stimulus; positive regulation of transcription by RNA polymerase II. Bases 2620 to 6834 code for a protein of 1404 amino acids. Gene Ontology annotation, molecular function: protein dimerization activity; nuclear receptor binding. The record is from RefSeq and is a predicted model, not a curated record. The transcript has 24 exons. Gene Ontology annotation, cellular component: nucleus.
AGGGUGAAAAAAUAUCUUUUCAGCCUUUAAUGUUUCCUCUUGACUUACAGAUAAAAGAUAUGUUUGAUUUUUAUCUGGAAUAAUGAGACUAGACUGAAGCAUGUUUGGAAGUGUGAAAGUAUCUAUAGAAUCUCUACAAAAUAGUUAAAAGGAAAAUUUUAACUUAAAUCGGUCACCACUAUUAAAAAAAUAUGUACAGUAGUGAGUUGCUAUACAGGAGAUGAAGAUGUGUGUGUUCUAAAUAAAAAUACAAAAUUACUUCAUAGUCACAAGCAAUAUCUGCUUGAAAGUCCUAGCAUAAGAGUCUGAAUUUAAAGGAAACUGACCAAAUCGCUAUUUUUUUUUUUUUUAUAGCUAUACAGUGCAUAACGUAUAGUCAUUUUAUUUGCUGUUAGCAGUUGUUGUAACAGGCUUUUUCUUUUCUGACACUUGCAGUGAAUUUCAUGCAGGUCUGUUAUUAUUACUAGUAUACCUUUUAAUUUCAUAACAGUGGAUUUGCUGCUGUCAUGCUAGAGGUUGGGAGAUGAUAGGUAAGGGAAGUUAUGGCAGGCAGAAUAAACCCAGUAUUCUGCUUUGCUUUAAGUGCCUUCCCUGAUGACAGCAUAGUAUUUCCAAUCUGCUUUUAUGUGGGCAUCUGGGUUGAUUUCUUUAAUUCUUUUGAAACCCUAGUUCAUUCUGGUUUUGGAUUUAUUAAUUUAGAAGUUUGCAUUGUCAGCUUAUUUUUUUGCACAGUAUCAUUCAGACUAAUGUGUAGCUGAGAUAAAAAUGCAUUCUACAAUACAGUGCUAUCUUUUGGCUGUGGUUUGUUUUUCCCACAAAUACCAGACAAGAAAUCCUAGUCGAUACCCUCAUGAUUAAAUUCUGUGUUAAAGCUGCAUAGAAGAGGUUUGUUUUAUUUGAAACAACAAAAGAAACAAACAAAAAAGCUGAAAUAAACAGAAGAACCCUACCUCUGAUAAAAAAAAAAGGGCAUCUCGGUUAUAUUUGUCUGUGAAAUCAAGCCAUUGAUAGCAUGUAAAAUGAUCUUGGAUGCUUUAGUCUGACACUGGAGGUUGCUUCAACUCCUGCAUUUAAAUGAGCCUCCCUUGAAGAUGUGAUCUCAAAUAACUGUAUGAUAUAGGAUAUUCUGCAUUGUGUUCGUGGAAGCUUUGCAGUGGUGACUGUUUGGAAUAUCUUAAAUAUUGUUUUCCUUCUUAAUACUGAAAGACGGGAGGAGGGGAAGAAUUGCCUAGGAUAUGGGAAGAUGGUGAAGAAUACCUAAAUUUAAAUGGCAAUAUGUGUGCUUUUUUUCUGCAACUAGAUCUAUUGACAUUUCUAAAUGUAGCGUAGGAAGAGUCAGCUGAGAAGAAAUGUAACUUACUGAUUAAAAUCACAGGGCAAACAUUUCGUAGUAGUUUUAAUGUUACAUUUAGUUAGGAGAAGGUACAUCAAAUUCCUUUUCAUCCCAUGAAAAUUGGAGAUGUACUUACACUCUGUUACUUCAAUGCUUUUAAUUUAAUUGGUGACUCUUAUUUUUAGCUGGCAGUUAUCAGUAAGCUAAUUGUCCUUGAAUCGGAACAAAAUUAACUUGCCUCCUAACUCAAUCUCACAAGGGAAUUUCAGCUUUUUGCAUGAAGUAUGUGGAAUCACUGUUGGUGAGGUUCUAUGCUUCUAAGAUGUAGAUACAGAUUUUUUUUCUUUGUGAUGUACAGCCACCUCCAUUUCUGACGUUAUAUGGAGUUAAGAAAAGGACAGUUGCUUAAUGCAGCAUUCUACUUAAGAAAGAAGGACCACCAGAGAUUUUUGUUGCCCAUUUUUUCUUAUGCUGGGGACUCAGGCUUCUUAGUGCAGACAGCUUAGGAUGGAGGUGAUAAGGCCAGCUUUGUGGGUAUCUCUCUGCCUUUAAAUCUUCUUGUUCCCUGACUUUGUGUGCACGUUGUGGGUUUGUUUAUUUUUUUCCACCUUUGUCACCUUCUCUGUUAAAUGUAAGUUCUUGUCAGGUGUGCUUCAGCUGUUUGCUGAAUGUUCUUUGCUAGGUUAUGGAUCAUUGCCCUGUUGGAAACUUUAAAGACUUUCCAGUCAUCAAGUUAUGGGUUGUUGCUUUUUUUUUUUUUUAAAGGCUCCUGGCAUGGAUAGUGUCAUGACUUCAAGCCUAACACCAUUAUAAUUACAUUUUAUGACCAAGAAUAUUCUAGAAACCUGAAACAGUGAAAAUUUUCCAGAAAAUCUCAUAAUUGUUAGGUCAGGGCAAGCAAUUUUUUCGUCAAAGUUGUUACACAUGUGGCUAAAUUACCUAACAGCUCUGCCCUGAUUUAUCAGUUGCACCUGAAAGUGGGGGAAAGGGAGGAGAGGAACAAUAUAACUCUUAUAUUGCUGGCCAUAAUGACUAGCACCUGCAUUGGCCUCAGCUGAGCGUGAGAUUUUGUCACAAAGCCUAUACUUUGUACUGUUUCUACACUUCCAUGCAUGUUGGGAUGUGUCAGAGCCAUGGAGUGAGAUAAUUUGAUACAACAGGCAUUCCUACCAGCUUCUGUUGGAGAGAGGAGACUGCUAGGAUGUGACUUAAAAUGGUUUUUGAUUCUGGGGACCCUAUGAAAAGCAUCCUGUGCUUGAAUGUUUGUUAAGGUCAGUUGCUGAUGUAUGGUCAGGAUGAGUGGAUUAGGAGAAAACUCCUUGGAUAGCUUGACCAGUGAGUCAAGGAAACGCAAGCCGUUGCCCUGUGAUACUCCAGGUGCAAGUCUGACCUGCAGUGGUGAAAAGCGUCGACGUGAGCAGGAAAGCAAAUACAUUGAAGAACUGGCUGAACUGAUAUCUGCUAAUCUGAGUGACAUUGACAAUUUCAAUGUCAAACCAGACAAAUGUGCUAUUUUAAAAGAAACUGUGAGACAGAUUCGACAGAUAAAGGAGCAAGGAAAAGCGGUUUCCAAUGAUGAUGAUGUUCAGAAAGCUGAUGUGUCUUCCACAGGUCAAGGAGUUAUUGAUAAGGACUCCUUGGGACCUCUUUUACUACAGGCAUUGGACGGUUUCCUGUUCGUUGUCAAUCGAGAUGGGAACAUAGUAUUUGUGUCAGAAAAUGUCACACAGUAUUUGCAAUAUAAACAGGAAGAUUUGGUUAAUACAAGUGUCUAUGCUAUCUUGCAUGAAGAGGACCGGAAGGACUUCCUUAAAAACUUACCUAAAUCUUCAGUUAAUGGAGUUGCUUGGACCAAUGACACACCUAGACAGAAGAGUCAUACGUUUAAUUGUCGGAUGAUGGUGAAAACUCCCCAUGAUCUUUUGGAAGAUGUAGGCAGCCACCAGGAUACACGCCAGAGAUAUGAAACAAUGCAGUGCUUUGCUUUAUCUCAGCCAAGAGCUAUAAUGGAAGAGGGGGAAGAUUUACAGUCCUGUAUGAUUUGUGUGGCACGUCGCAUCGCAACUGCAGAAAGAGUGUUUUCAACAAAUCCAGAGAGCUUCAUUACCAGACAUGAUCUUUCAGGCAAACUUGUCAACAUCGACACAAACUCAUUACGAUCUUCCAUGAGACCUGGCUUUGAGGAUACAAUUCGCCGGUGUAUUCAGAGGUUCUUAUGCCAUAAUGAUGGACAGUCAUGGUCCAACAAACGCCACUAUCAUGAAGCUUAUACACAAGGUCAUGCUGAAACGCCAUUGUAUCGCUUUUCCUUAGCGGAUGGAACUAUAGUGACAGCACAAACAAAGAGUAAAGUGUUUAGAAAUCCAGUAACUAAUGACCGCCAUGGAUUUGUCUCUACCCACUUUCUUCAAAGAGAGCAAAAUGGAUAUCGACCAAAUCCUAAUGCAGUUGGGCAAAACAUCAGAACAACAGUGGCUGGAAAUACAAAUUCUGUUGGUCUUAUGAACAUGUCACCUGGUCAAGGCGUGCCAAUGCAGAACAGGAACUACGGCAUGGGAGAUCCCAGUACAGUGGGUCAGCUGAGUAGCUCUCGAUAUGGAGGCCCUGGUAAUAUGGGACCAGUGAACUCUGCACCAGGAAUGCAAUCCUCUGCUUAUCAGAGCAACAGUUAUGGGUUGAAUAUAAGUAGCCCACCACAUGGUAGUCCUGGUUUAACUUCCAACCAACAGAAUCUAAUGAUAUCUACUAGGAAUCGAGGGAGUCCAAAAAUGAAUUCACACCAAUUUUCUCCAGUUACAGGUAUGCACUCUCCAAUGGGAUCCGCCAGCAACACCAGCAACAGCACUUUCUCUAGCAGUUCUCUUAGUGCUCUUCAAGCCAUUAGUGAGGGGGUUGGAACUUCCCUUCUAUCAACGCUUUCUUCACCAGGUCCAAAAUUGGAUAGUUCUCCAAAUGUGAGCAUAGCUCAGCAAAAUAAAGCAAAUAACCAGGACUCCAAAAGCCCUUCAGGCUUGUAUUGUGAACAAAAUCAAGUGGAAAGUUCCAUCUGCCAAUCAAACAGCAGGGAUGUCCUUAGUGAAAAAGAUAGUAAAGAGGGAAGUCUGGAUGCGUCUGAAAGUCAGAGAGGACAAUCUGAAAGCAAAGGGCAUAAAAAGCUGCUUCAGCUACUCACAUGCUCUUCAGAUGAAAGAGGACAUUCUGCAGCAUCAAAUUCACCUUUGGACUCUAACUGUAAGGAAUCUUCUACCAAUGUUACCAGUCCUUCAGGAGUUUCCUCAUCAACAUCUGGAGGGGUGUCUUCCUCCUCAAAUGUGCAUGGGUCACUCCUGCAAGAGAAGCAUAGGAUUUUACAUAAAUUGUUGCAAAAUGGUAAUUCCCCUGCAGAGGUUGCCAAAAUAACAGCUGAAGCUACUGGUAAAGACACAUAUCAUGACACUAGUAAUACAGUCCCGUGUGGAGAAGGUACAGUCAAACAGGAACAACUGAGCCCAAAGAAGAAAGAAAACAAUGCUUUACUAAGAUACCUGUUAGAUAAAGAUGACGUUAAGGAUCCGCUUUCCAAGGAGUUAAAGCCAAAAGUGGAAAAUGUGGAUAAUAAAAUGGGACAGUGCAGUAGUUCUGCUAUUCCUACUUCCAGUCAAGAAAAGGAGAUGAAAAUAAAAUCAGAACCAACAGAAGAGAUGAGUGGAGACUUGGAUAAUUUGGAUGCAAUUUUAGGGGAUCUGACUAGUUCAGACUUUUAUAAUAAUGCUAUGUCUACAAGUGGAAGUAACUUUGGAACAAAGCAAGCAUUAUUUCAAGGAAAUGCUCCACUGACAGGUAUGAGGAGUCCUCAGUCUGUGCAGACAGCCCGUCCGCCUUUCAACAGAGCCAUGUCUUUAGACAGCCCUGUGGGCUCAGGUGCUUCAGUGAGGAAUGUCAAUGCAUUCUCCAUGUUACAAAAGCAAAACUUGAUGGGUGGAAGUCCAAGGAUGACUGAAAACCAGGAAAGCUUUGGAGCAAAUAUUGCAAGUACUCCUAACAGGAGUGUAUCUAUGAAUCAACAUCAAUCAGGAGACUGGGGUUUGCCAAACUCGAAGGUUAACAGAUUGGAACCUGCAAGUUCUGCUUCCAUGUUGAGACAAGGAGCUGAGUUCAGUGCAUCCCUUCCCAGACCCACAGCAGGUGGCUCUAUGCCUGGGCUGCCCAUCCGUUCUAACAGCAUCCCUGGGACAAGACCAAUGCUACAACAGCAAAUGAUGCAUAUGAGGUCAAAUGAGAUUAACAUUGGUAUGGGGGGGAAUCCUUACGGACAGCCAGGGCCAGUCAGCCAGCCAGGAUCGUGGCCUGACAACAUGCUGUCCAUGGAGCAAGCAUCACGGGGUUUACAAAACAGACAAUUAGUGAGAAACUCUUUGGAUGACCUCUUAAGUGCAACACCCAGUGUGGAAGGCCAGAAUGAUGAAAGGGCUCUUUUGGAUCAGCUGCACACGUUGCUGAGCAAUACGGAUGUCACAAGCCUGGAAGAAAUUGACAGAGCUCUAGGAAUUCCUGAUCUUGUAAACCAAGGGCAAACUUUGGAACCCAAGCAAGAUUCAUUUCAAGGUCAGGAAUCCGCAGUGAUGAUUGACCAAAAGCCUUCUUUGUAUGGUCAGCCCUACCAAGGGCAGGGCACAGCCUUGCCAGGAGGCUUUAAUAGCAUCCAGGGACAGCAGCCAUCCUUUAAUUCCGUGAUGAAUCAGAUGAGCCAACAAAACAAUUUUCCACUUCAAAGUAUGCAUCCUAGAGCAAAUGCAAUGAGACCUCGGACCAAUACACCAAAGCAGCUCCGCAUGCAGCUCCAGCAGAGGCUUCAGGGGCAGCAGUUUAUGAAUCAAACCCGUCAAGCGCUUGAAAUGAAAAUGGAAAAUGCGGGCAGUAGCAAUAGCUCAGUGAUGAGACCAGUGAUGCAGCCACAGGUGGGAUCACAGCAGCAAGGUUUUCUUAAUGCUCAAAUGGUGGCUCAGCGUAACAGGGAGCUAAUAAGUCAUCAUUUUAGACAACAGAGGAUGGCAAUGAUGAUGCAGCAGCAACAACCUCAGGCCUUCAGUCCACCACCGAAUGUGACUGCCUCAGGAAGCAUAGAUAGUGGUCUGACUGGCCCUCCAAUGGCUCAAGUUCCUCCACAGCAAUUCUCCUAUCCACCUAAUUAUGGAAUAAGCCAGCAGCCUGACCCUGCGUAUGGUAGAGUAUCAAGCCCUCCCAAUCCAAUGAUAGCAUCAAGAAUUGGACCUUCCCAGAAUCCUAUGAUGCAGCAUCCUCAGACAGCACCCAUGUACCAGUCUCCUGAGAUGAAGGGCUGGCCGUCGGGGAGCAUGGCCAGGAGCAGUUCUUUCCCACAGCAGCAGUUCAGCCAUCAAGGUAAUCCUGCAACGUACAGUAUGAUGCACAUGAAUGGCAGCAGUGGCCACAUUGGGCAGAUGAACAUCAGCACUGUGCCUAUGUCAGGGAUGCCUAUGGGUCCAGACCAGAAAUACUGCUGACACCUGCACCUGGAUCUCCAGCCAAGAAUGCGCGGAGCAUUACAGAGAUGCACUGGUGUUACAGAGGAGAGUUCCGCAUUCUUCAUGGCAACGGGCCUGGCCUUACGGAAGUGAUUUUUCCUGCUAAUCACCACGAUGUCCUAAGUUAUUUCACUGAGGAAGAAACAGACUUUUUUAGUAGAAGCAGUCUGUAUUACUGUAUAUUGUGUUGUACAAAAAAGGUCAUAAAUAUUUUUGGCGCUCUGCCUCUAGAAAUGUGAAUUUGGCAAUGGUGUUUAAGUAAGUAUGAUGGGUAGAGCCAGCCCUGAAAUACCUUGUCUAUUUACUGUAGCUAUCCAAAGCCCUUCAUCUACAGGCAGACAAAAGUGCCUGGAGAAAUCACAGUGAUAAGAAUUUUCUGAUUUCUCUCAUAAGAAUAUCUGACAGAGAAUGUAGUUCCUAGCCUUGACUCUUUUAUAUGAAUUCCUUAAUAUAAAUGCUGCUUUUAAUCCCCUACCCCCCAAGAGUCAGGAUUUCCCAGGCAAAGUUAUCAGUGCAAAAUGAAUUGGCACAUAUUACUCCAAAAUCCUGUCCAUUGAUGCCAAGGGGUAAAACGAGAGGAUGAUAAAUUUAAAUUAUUUAAAUGCAAUUGUGACUAAUAUUUACAUAUUGAUGUGCAGCUGAGUGCACUUUAUAGAAGACUAUAUAAUGGAUUAAUGCAAUAUCUUUAAUAAGGACUUAAUAUGAAGGUAGGGUGUACUCAUGUUCCUUCUCAAACACAAUCUCUUAAAAAUUAUUUGAAAAGACUGCAUCGUGUGUUUUCUGUGUGUGGAAAUCAGAGCAAUAAUCUUUCAUCAUUUUGAAAACAACUCCAGAAAACUCAAGGCAAGGCACUGCAGUCUGAAUCAGAAUUUUGCAGUCUUUCUCUUUGUGAAUAAAUUUUGUAAAUAUGUUCUUUAAGAUAAUGUAUUAUAUAUAUGACUUUUGUAGGUCACUAACUCAUUUUUGCAGAGUUUGUGAAGCUAAAUAUUUAACUAAAUUGAUUUCUGUAAACUCAGUGUAGUUGAGGUCCAAAUAGAAUACUUUUUUUUAAUUAAUGACUUCGAAGCUGGGUGACCUUGGCCCACACCUUUCCCAUUUUUGGUCUUCAACACUUCAUUUAUUUUUACAUCCUUAACAUGUAGCUUUUUAUAAAAGACCAGUUGUUCAAUGCUUUCUCCACCUGUGAGCACUUUGUUACGUCUAUUUUUACAUUUGGCAGUUGGACAAAAAGGCUCUGCGCUCUGAGAUGUCAUGGCGGUCACGUCUUGCUGUGUUACCUUGCCUUUCCAGCUGAUGGCUGCAGAUUGUGUCUUUUUGGGCAAUUUUAAUGAGCUCUACACGUUCUUCAAAAGAAGCCUCCCUGUUGCAAAAUAUUUGUUAUGGGACAUCCAUAAAUCUUUCAGGAUAUUAAGCCACACUUUAACCAAAUGUCUGCACCUCAUUGGAUUGUUCUAAUAGUGAUGAAUGUAUUUUUCUGAGCAGGCUUCUCUUGUAUUAGUAUUUAAGUUUGGUUACAAAUUUGUUUGUAUUAUUUGCUGACAGUUGUUUUUUUCCCCUCCUGUUUUGGUUCCUUGAGAUGAAGAUCCUGUUGCAGUUUCUCUGGUCUCAGGCAGUUACAGUGAAUCAAACCUGUACAUUUCCAUAAGGGACGACCCAGAAAUGUUUAAGAUACAUGGUGCUUUUGCACUGUUGUUCAUUGUAGAAUGGAAAAUUAACUUCCCAAGGAAAAAAAAAACAACAACACAUUUUCAAUUGCUUCUUGGUACUGUAAGUGUGAGGUGGUUUUAUUUUUAAGAAUAGGCAGUGAUCUUCCAUUUUAAUAGAUAUAACUUACCUAGAAAAAAACUUCAGAAUGUUCCUCCUUAGCAUACAGCCAGUUGUGUUCCAAAGAAAAUGUAGAUUCCAUCUAUUUUUAUGCAACCCUGUCUUUGCAAUUAGACCUGAAUCUAUAGUUCUGGGGGAAGUAUUUAUUUGAAACCUUCAGUCCAAUUCAUGUGUGGUUUUUUUAAAUGCAGAACUCUUAAAAGGCUGAGGAACUUUUAUCAUCUUAUUUCUUAGGACGUAUCUAUUUGUUGAGUGAGUGCUGCCUGCUGAAGUCCAAAGGCAACAGGCAUUUGCUUUUUGUAUCAAAUGGGAGUGGAACAGUCCUUGUAUUUUGUAGUUAUUCAUUAUAUUGAUGGAAACUACAAACCCUGGUUGCUUUCAUUAGGUGAGCUCUUAGACUGUGUCCUACUUUAUACAUUGUGCCCUGUUUUGUUUUUUUAUGAGCGAUUCUGUUUAUACAUCUGUGUGUAACUGGAACUUGGCCAGUGUUAUAAAGGAUCAUCAUUUCUCA